AUGGUCUAUUCUCUCACUUACCGUCGUCCCCCAUAUGUCGACUCCGCUCGGGCGUCCGUCCUUGGGGACGAGAAGACCAAAUCCAUUGGAGAAGCGUCCAUCGAUUCCCAGGCCUCUGGAGGUUCUGGAGGAAUGUCCUUUGGUAUCCCCGAUGCCUUGUCCUUUGACCGCAUCAUCACUGGAGGCACUUGCCCGCCAUGCACAGCACGCGAUUUCAUGAACUACCUCGUCUACAUUGAACACUCCGCCGAGAACCUCCAAUUCUACCUCUGGUACCGUGACUACCUCAAGCGUUUCAACGAGCUUCCAUCAAACGAGCGUGCUCUUGCACCAGAAUGGUCCGCAGAACAGGCGGAGAUAGAUGCACAGGCAAAUCAGGGAACACCAGGACCCAAGCAGCAAAUCAGUGCUGAGACUGCAGCUGUGUUCAAAGGCACAGAUUUCGCUCCCCCUACUGCGAGUGUGGUGGAGGUGAAAGGCAACCCUUUCAAUACGCCACCAAGAACCCCAAAUGGCGGAGAAUACAGAGAAAGUGUAGCUCCAUCCGAGCGUGCGUGGAGCGAGAACUGCUCCACCUUGAACUCCAACACCAACAGAUCGUUCCAGACAAAGACUGCAGGUGCUUUUCAAGGAGCUGACCUCAAAUGGCAACCAUUCACGAUCCAGCCGUUCCGAGAAGAAAUCUCACGCAUCAUUGCAAUCUAUAUAGCCGAUGGUGCACCUCGCCAGCUGAACCUCUCAGCGAAGGAACGGAUGACUCUACUGCACGCCUUGGCUAACACCACUCACCCCACAGCCUUUCGAGUUGUCGUCCACACGGUCGAAUGGUCUCUACGUCACCAAGCCCACCCCAACUUCAUUCGGUGGACCAUUUGUAACGGCAACGCACCCCGUGUCGUCUUCGCCCGUGGUCUUGGUGUUGCCGGCAUCCUUGGAGGUAUCAUUUGUGCCAUUCUCAUCACUCUCAGCAAUGCUGGUCGAGGCUGGAGGGUACUUUCGGCCAUUGGCUUCAUGAUCGGUGUGGCAACACUCAUUGCUGCCUGGAAGGGCAUGUGCGUCGUCCUCCACGGUAUGCACCAUCGCCAUCUCCGCCCAUGGGAGCUUUUCGCUGAAGACGACGACGAAUCCUCCUGGGACAUGGGCAAAGGUUCUUUCGACACUGUCGGCAGCGCCAAUAGCUACGAAGACGAACCCUGGGUCGCCAAAUACGAGAAACGCAACAUUAUCCGGAAAGUCUUCGAUCGUGAAGUCUGGAUCCAAGAGCCGGCUCUUCGGCAAAUCCAGGACACCAUCUUCGUGCAAGCUCUUGGUGGUGCACUGAUCAUCACUGCUAUCUCCGUGGGGAUCUUUUGCGCGUUCCCCAAAGGCAACUACUAUUAG
Letharia columbiana is the source of this 1380-nucleotide messenger RNA. RefSeq lists its product as uncharacterized. The coding region runs from base 1 to 1380 and encodes 459 amino acids. NCBI's taxonomy places the organism in Eukaryota, Fungi, Ascomycota, Lecanoromycetes, Lecanorales, Parmeliaceae. The record is from RefSeq and is a predicted model, not a curated record. The transcript has 4 exons.